This is a messenger RNA of Phyllostomus discolor (pale spear-nosed bat), 1338 nucleotides long. RefSeq lists its product as uncharacterized. Lineage: Eukaryota; Metazoa; Chordata; Mammalia; Chiroptera; Phyllostomidae. Bases 1 to 1194 code for a protein of 397 amino acids. The record is from RefSeq and is a predicted model, not a curated record. The transcript has 9 exons.
AUGUUUUCAGUGUUUUAUGUCCUCUGGUGUAGCUGCUCUGCCCUGAAAGGGUUCCAAGAAAAGUUAAAGUGCACAAAGGUGACAGGAAAUGGUCAAACUUUCCAUCAGAGCAAGAUCUGGGACAGUUUCUUUCCCAUCCACCAGUGGACAUGCUUCUUCCUCCUCCCCUCUGGCAGAGACUGCCCCCUGCUGCAGGUGUUGGCUGGUAAGGCUGCUGAUGAGCAGGUGGAGGGCUCUCUGCCCUGGAUUGUCUCCUGGCUCCUGGAAGGAAACAACUACAAUGGCAUUCUUCUUCGCCUGGACCCUCAAGGCAGCUCCCUGAGCUUGUUCCAGGCUGCUCUGCUGGGGGCCGCGGGAAGGAGGAUGCGGGUAAGACAGGUGAAGCCCACCCUGUGGGAUGCAGCGGAAGAGGCCCGCGCCCGCCGGGCUGGCCUGAAAAGCCUGCGUUCAGGCCUCCUUGGGGUCCCGCUGACAGACAGUGGGCUCAGCCAGCUGGGCAGGGCACUGCGGGAGUUGCAGGUGGUGAAAUCCUGGAGCCGGCACCCAGGCAGCCGCUUGCCCAAGGGGGUCAGAGCUGAAGUGCAACCAGAACCACAGGCGAUAAAUUCAGAAGCAAGUCCAGGCCUCCAGGGAGAACCCCAAGUGGCAGGAAAAGCAGCAUUUCUAGGACCUGGGCUCCACCAAAAGCAUCCUCUCAGGGACUCUGAGGAGAAGGCCCGGCAGGCCCCAGAUGUGGCCCUGCAGUUCCUCCUGGCCCAGGCCCGGAGGCAGAGACUGCGAGAACAACACCAACUUUGGAUCCAAGAGGAACUGAAGCAUUUGGAUCAGGAGGAGGCAGGUGACGAGAUCAAAGGCCUGGUGGCAGGAGAAGAGGCCUCCACGGCAAGCCAGAGGUGGCACCGGGAGCAGGCAGCGCUGAGACUCCAGCUGGAGGCUCUUCAGGCAGAGCGGGACACUGCGGAGCAGGACCUGGUAGCCCUCUAUGACCUGCACGUGCAGGCCACUCGAGCUCAGACUUGUCAUCUGUUACAGGUGUUCCGAGCCUGGCGGGGGAUGUGGGAGGAACAGACCAAGACCACAGAGCAGCGGCACCGCCACCUGCUGGCUGGCAUUCUGCAAGACACCAUCAACCUGGCCGCACAGAACCAGGAGCUCCAAGCCCAGAACCGGCAGCUGCGGGAGGGUGCAGACUAGGCUGGAUCCUUCCCCUGGGGAGAAAUCUGAUGACCAGGAAUCCUUCAGAGGCAGUUUCCUCUCUCCUUCUUCUUUAAAAAAAAUGUAUUGAUUGAUUUUAGAGAGAGAAAAUAAAAAGAUAUUGAUUUGUUCCACUUAUUUAUG